Molecule: messenger RNA, 1442 nt
Organism: Eupeodes corollae
Lineage: Eukaryota; Metazoa; Arthropoda; Insecta; Diptera; Syrphidae
Gene: RpL4
Product: 60S ribosomal protein L4
Exons: 4
Coding region: 139-1365 (408 amino acids)
Biological process (GO): translation
Cellular component (GO): cytosolic large ribosomal subunit; ribosome
Molecular function (GO): RNA binding; structural constituent of ribosome
Source: RefSeq, a predicted model, not a curated record
CUCAAACAAACACUCUUUUCGGCCAUCUUGAACUUCCGGCAAAAUGCUGUCUUUUUUAGUCCGUCAUUCUUUAAUACAGGACGUUUCUGCUACUGCAGACAAUAAAAUAUUAAAAUUUGGGAUAUUUAACCAAAUAAAAUGAGUUUAGCCAACGCCAGACCUUUGGUCUCCGUCUUUACGGACAAAAAUGAACAAAUCAAGGAGAAGAACAUCUGCCUCCCAUUUGUAUUCAAGGCACCAAUUCGCCCUGAUGUUGUCAAUGAGGUUCACCAAUUGAUGCGCCGCAACAAGCGUCAAGCUUAUGCUGUCAGCGAACUUGCAGGUCACCAAACCUCUGCUGAAUCCUGGGGUACUGGUCGUGCUGUUGCCCGUAUUCCUCGUGUCCGUGGUGGUGGUACUCAUCGCUCCGGUCAGGGUGCUUUCGGUAACAUGUGUCGUGGUGGUCGUAUGUUUGCCCCAACCAAGACUUUCCGCAGGUGGCACCGCAAGAUCAAUGUGAACCAACGUCGCUACGCCGUUGUUUCAGCUAUUGCCGCCUCUGGCGUACCAGCUUUGGUUCAGUCCAAGGGACACAUCAUCGAUGGAGUCUCUGAGUUCCCAUUGGUUGUUUCCGAUGAGGUCCAAAAGUUGCAGAAGACCAAACAAGCUGUUGUCUUCUUGAGACGUAUGAAGAUCUGGGCUGACAUCCAAAAGGUGUACAAAUCCCAGCGCUUCCGUGCUGGACGUGGUACCAUGCGUGACCGUCGUCGCAUUGCCCGCCGUGGACCUUUGGUCGUCUACUCCAAGGAUGAAGGUCUCCGUAAGGCUUUCCGUAACAUCCCCGGUAUUGAAACCAUGAACGUUGACAAGAUGAACCUCUUGAAGUUGGCCCCUGGUGGUCAUGUUGGUCGCUUCGUCAUCUGGACCGAGUCUGCAUUCCAACGCCUCAACGAAUUGUUCGGCACAUGGAAGACUCCAUCCACCCUCAAGAAGGGAUACAAUCUACCCCAACCUAAGAUGGCCAACACCGAUUUGGCUCGUCUGUUGAAGUCAGAAGAGAUCAGGAAGGUGUUGCGCGAUCCCAAGAAGAGGGUAUUCCGUCGCGUGCGUCGUCUGAAUCCACUGAGCAACACCCGCCAGUUGAUCAAGUUGAACCCAUACGCUGAGGUUCUUAAGCGUCGUGCUCUCUUGGCCGCCGAAAAGAGGAAGAUCAACCGAGUGUUGUUGAACGCCAAGAAAAACAACAUUGUAUUGCCCAAACACCACUUCGCUAACGUCGCCGUUAAAGCCGAGGCUAACCGCUCAAAGAUGUUGUCCAAGGCCUUAGCCGAAAGGAAAAAGAAGUUGGCUGCCAAGAAGAAGGCCGCUCCCGCUCCCAAGAAGUAAACAUCUACUUCGUUACUGAAUUUUUAUAAUAUAAACAAAAAUUAUGGAUAAUUCAUAAUAUAAAAUUUAAAAAUAUA